Messenger RNA from Haplochromis burtoni (Burton's mouthbrooder), 3428 nucleotides. Its product is annotated as cell division cycle protein 20 homolog B. Lineage: Eukaryota; Metazoa; Chordata; Actinopteri; Cichliformes; Cichlidae. Gene Ontology annotation, cellular component: anaphase-promoting complex. The transcript is spliced from 11 exons. The record is from RefSeq and is a predicted model, not a curated record. Gene Ontology annotation, biological process: positive regulation of ubiquitin protein ligase activity; anaphase-promoting complex-dependent catabolic process; positive regulation of anaphase-promoting complex-dependent catabolic process. Bases 710 to 2146 code for a protein of 478 amino acids. Gene Ontology annotation, molecular function: protein binding; anaphase-promoting complex binding; ubiquitin ligase activator activity.
CACCUUUAUAACAUUACCGCGUUGUUCUUUUCUUUUUCUUUCUUUGUCUGUUUGUUUCCAUUAGAAACCAGGACGCGAAGGGAAUCCCUGAAUAGGAGCGAGUCUAUAGGCCGCUUAAUUAAAAACAGGGGGGAAAUGGACCUAACUGCCAAUAGCACAGCAGAGGACUUUGCUUCCCGCUCCGGCGUCCGCCCAGUGAGAGUAUAUAGGAGAGGAGACAACAGGUGCACCAGGCAUGACCGGUCAGUGUCCUCACUUGGGCUGAGAUAGGGAGGACUGAGAUAGUGGGGACUGGGGCAUGCUUAAAUGAAGGAAAUGGAAGAUGCGCCUGAAACGCUGGAGUGAAGAUUCACGCAGAUGGGUAAGUAAGUUAUAACAUAGUUGCGGGCAAUUAAAAUAGCCUCAGUAGAGCAGUCAAGACAUGUUAUAUGUUACUUAGGAUCGGUUGCUGUUGCUGUUGCUGCUACCAGGCAACUCAAACACUAAACACAGGGACUCUUCCUAUUUGGGUUCUUCUAACCACAGCAUGUGCUACGUAUAGUGGUGUAGAAAAAACAAACAAAAACCCAAAACACACAGUCACUUAUAUUAAUAGCAGCAUACUUGAAAUAGUCCACACCUUGGUGAAUAACUCUUUGAAAGCACAGACUAAGAUGUUAGAAACUAGUUUCACGUGAUGAUGAGCUGAGCUUGUGGUGUUUUUGUUUUUAUGAUCAGGAGGAGGAUGUUGCGAGAUUUUACAGGAAAGCGGCACUUUCCCUUCAAGGGACAAUACGAGGCCCAUGAAGUCACAUACAAAUGCUUCAGGAGGCGGAUCAUCCAGAGGCGCUGCAGAGAAAGCCCUGUUGCAAGUACCCCACUGGCCCCUGGGCGGCAGUGUGAGCCAAGCUUCGAGUUUGAUACCAUCUGUCAGAGGCUGGAGCUCGAUUCUCCACCGAGAAAGCAUGAACCGGGACAGGGAGUCCUACCAGGAAAAAUCCAAGAGGCAGCACUGGUGGGAGGCUCGUCUCACUCUGAGUCUGUUAAGUUGGUGAACACAGAGUGCACGAUCGCUGCAAAGACACGGCCUGCUGCAGAAAAUGCCCCACAAGAGCGAUGGGUAUGGAGACCUGCAGUUCAAGAACCUGAAAAUCUCAAUCGCUCAGGUUAUGAUGAAAGAAAAUAUGAUCUUCAGCCAUUUGCCACUCUGAGCAAAGCCACUCUGAGCCUGCACGGGAAGUCAGUGGUUAAGUUGGGUGCACCAUCACUGCUGAAUGAUUACUACACUAACCUUCUCGACUGCAGCUGUAGUGGCAUGGUUGCAUUAGGACUCGGCUCUUCAGUUUACAUUUGGAAUUCAGAAACUCGUGGUCUGGUUGGACAUCUGGACCUGAGUCCACAAUCAGGAUGCCGAUAUCGUCAGUCAGUCUCGUCUCUGUGCUGGAGCACAGAUGGAAGAGCCCUCAGUAUCGCGACUAGACGAGGGGAGAUACAGUUGUGGGAUGUCGAACACAAGCAGAACAUGAGGUUUCUGCUGUCACACCUGGCUGUGGUGAGAGCGCUUUCUUGGAAACAGCAGUUACUUAGCAGUGGAUCUGUUCUUGGACAUAUCUGUCACCUUGACCCACGGGCUUUCACACCUCUGGUAGGUGCAACCACCCAGAGGGAGGGGGUCUGCAGUCUGCAGUGGUCACCAGGAGGCAAAUGGCUGGCCAGCGGCUCCACAGAAGGCCUUCUCCAUAUCUGGGAUGAUGACAUCAUGGGAAAAAAAAUGUCAAGUCAGCCAAUAAUGACAGUGAAGCAGCCCAGUGCUGUGAAGGCAAUGAGGUGGUGCCCAUGGCAGGGGAACAUUAUUGCUACAGGAGGGGGAUGGAAAGAUGGUGAGCUGAGAAUCUGGGACACACAAUCAGCAUCUUGUGUUACUUCUGUGCAAACAAAUUCACAGAUCUGUUCUCUACAAUGGGCUGAAAAGAAGAGAUAUCUGGUUACAGGUCAUGGCCUACCUCAUCACAAAGUCACAUCUUGGGUGUGGGAGUUUCACUCUCUCAGCCCCAUUUACCAGUUCACAGGUCACUCUGAUCGAGUCCUUCACUUGGCCUUAAACCCUGACAAUUCUCAGAUCUUCUCCACCGGUGCGGACCAGCGCUUUCACAUCUGGGAUUUGUAGUAACCAGCGUCAUGGAACCGUGACAUUCAUAUUGUUAAUAAAGUUCUUUAGCAUCUGGUUAGAAAUAGGUAUACAAUUGAUUACCACAUAAGUGCACAUUGCUGCUUUCUUGGCAAUUGUGUCAUAGAGACCACACAUUUCCCUCCCAUGAUGUCAACCACAAUUCGAAGCCAGUUUACCACCAGCUCACACCUUUUGUCAUGCAUCGUGCAUGCCGGUAGCACAGGUUUCCUGUUUUAAUGGCUAGACGACAUGAAUCUUUUGUAUAGUUAUGAUAUGACAGAUAUGCCAUACUGACUACUAUCAUAUGAAAGGUAACAAAAGACAGACAUGGGACCUGUUUUAGUGUACACAUAUAUGAAAUAGCUCAGCACCAACAGUUGAAAUCUGCUGCUGCUGACUUAAGGCUCAUCAGCAUUUAUUUGUUCUGUAUGUGAGUUCACUUUGAGUUUGUUGUGUUUUUAUUUAUAUUACAUUUUGAUAUGUCUUCAUUGUAAAUUUUGACUUCCUGAAAUUUUUUUAAAUUAUAUUUUGCACAAUGAAAUCAAAUUUAGGAACCUAAUAGUAGAAUACACUCUGUAGCCUAAGGUAGCUUUUAUUCUUGCCCCAAUGAUAUGAAACAUCCCUACUACCUAUUUUACCUUGAAAUAGAGUGAAAGCUUUGUGGUUUGUUUUAAAAGUUAUGUGUUUAGUAGUUAAAUCACUUAGACUUAAGUUAAAUGUAAAAUGAAGCAGAAUAGAUUUCUGCUUGAAAAGACUUUGUGUGUGAGCAUAUGCGCUGCAAAAUUUGACUUGCAAGAGUGUGACCAGAGAAGAUUUAAGAGAACAGUUUGUGCAAAAGCACUGUGGUGAAGACUUCCUUUAUAAAAACAGAGCAAGACCCCCCCCCCUCUACAUGAGUUAUUUCUUAUAGGUUAUAUGUUCACAGUCACACUGAGAUGUCGGAGCAAACGUGCAAUGACUGAGGUUGGUUUAUAUAGUCCCUGUAACCUCAGAUGUCUGCAAAGUCUAGCCUACGCUGUUCCACUUUUGACUAAGAUAAGGGUCAAGGUGAAUAAUGUCAACACUCAACUGAAAGCAGCAACAUGCCUCAAGUGCAGUCUGAAAUGAAGCCCAGUCAGCAAAGAAACUGAAAUUUUAAAAAAAGAACUGAGAAGAAAUCUGCAUAAGUUGUGUAUUUCUGUGAGCUUACUGCUUUACAAAUAUGCUGGCCUUUAAUGCAAGGUCAAAGUCAUGAUGGCUCCACUCAGCUGAAACUGGCGGCACAAAAAGGGUCAACAUA